CAAAAGAUGUAAAGGUUUUUUCUAGAGCUCAUACCUGGAUCUUGAACCUAUAAAAUAAAACAAUUAGAUUUGCUACAUAAUAAAAAGGGCUAAUACCACUACAACACCCAAACUAUCAACAAAAUGCCACUUGUGUCCUAUUCUUUUCAAUAUUCCAUCUCUAUCCUGAACUAUUUUUUCUGUUAAUAUUGACCAGCGUUGACCGUUUGUUUUAACAGAAAAUCUAGUCACCGCAUAUGUGGCAUGUGACAUGGAAUUUUAAUAUUAAUUUUCAUUUAUUUUUCCAUCUGAAAAUGAAUAAAUUCAAAUAAAAAAAACAAAACAAAAACUCAUAUCCACUAGAUCUAUCUGUAUCCCGACUGUCCUCUUUCUUUAAUCUCCGAUGAGUCCCCCCACCGGCGACCCUGCUCUCCUCCGGAUCGACGAUUCACCUCUCUUGGUGUUCUUCGGCUCUUCCUUUGAUCCAAUUCGCCUAUAUCAUCGACUGCUUGUGCUCCGUUCUUUUUCCUUGGAAUUCCCGUCGUCGCGGCCGUGGUUCUUCCUCCCUAGGUCUGGAUUCGAAACAAGAUCGAAGGAGCUUCUUAAAUGGGGUCAUUCUUCUCCGUCCACCCAAUGGAAAAAGGGUUUAAUCGGCGCGUAAAUCUGGAGAAGUUCCUCUGGCUCGGUGCGGUGGACAUGUUUCUAGAGGCGGACAGGGUCAACUAGUCUUCGUCUGGAUUGGAAACCCUAGAAACAUUGAAAUCCACCAUCCCCAGAUCUAGGGCGAAGUUCUAGAACGCGUGCGCCCGCAAUUGCCGGCUGCUGGUCCAGAAAACGACGCCGCGACGACAGACCACAAGCUCCGUCAACCAGGAAUUGGUCGGGGAAUUGAAGCUCUAUCAUAAGGUCACUCCCAAAGUAGUGUCGAACAGGGAAAAAUUCCUAUUGUCUUCUAGUACGGCGGUGGCGGGGGAAGAGGAGGGUGAUUUGGGGGAGUAGAGGUCGAGGAUGUCCGUGUGGCAGAGGAAGAUGGUAGAGGGGAGGGUUUGGGGAUUGCGUGUGCCGGAGAAAGAUGAUGAAAGCGAGCUUGGUGUUGAUGUCCUCGAUCAUCAUCGUCCAUCUCUCCUCUCCCAUCUCCGCCUACUGCUUCUUUCGGCCGCCGAAGCUGUUCCACUGGCUGCAUCGGAAUCGGAGCUUCGUCAUCUUCCAGAUGGAGAAGGUUGAGGAAGCGAGGUCGCUGGAAGAGCAGCUUGUCAUGGAGGAAGGCGGCGACGAGAUAUCGUUGCCGUAGAUGCUGAUUCGCAGGAGGGAUUUGAAGGCGGCGACGAUGGCUGAAAUUGAGGGAGGGGGUAGGGUAGGGAGCGGGUUGAAGGCGACAGUGGGUAGAAAGUUUAUUUUUUAUUUUUAAUUAUUUUGCAUUUUAAUUUUAUUUUAAAUUUAAAAAUAUAUGUGGUAUGAUGUGGCAUCUACGUGGAUGCCACGUUUUCUUCCAUGUCAGCAAAAGUCAACAUCUGUUUGACCACCGUCAGGUCAACCGUUAGAGAUAACAGUCAACGAAAUCGCCAGGAUACAAAUGGCACAAAGUAUCAUAGUUCAGGAUAGAAAUGGAAUAUUGAAAAGAGUAGGACACAAGUGGCAUUUUUUCGAUAGUUCGGGUGUUGUAGUGGUAUUAGCCCUAAUAAAAAAAUAAGCAGGUAUGAUGUUUUCCCCCUAAUAAAUGAUUGAAUUUGGA
Messenger RNA from Linum trigynum, 1711 nucleotides. NCBI's taxonomy places the organism in Eukaryota, Viridiplantae, Streptophyta, Magnoliopsida, Malpighiales, Linaceae. The record is from the annotation of a GenBank genome assembly.